Molecule: messenger RNA, 2636 nt
Organism: Styela clava
Lineage: Eukaryota; Metazoa; Chordata; Ascidiacea; Stolidobranchia; Styelidae
Source: RefSeq, a predicted model, not a curated record
UAUUUGGCCCAUGCAUGGACUAAUCGUGUUGAUCAAGUUUGUAAUCGGUCUCCCGCAGAGUGUACAGACCUUUGGACUUUGAUGUUUGUCUGGUUUCAAGUAAUCUGUUGCUGAGACCUUUUUUCUGUAGAAUUUAGGCUAACCUCGAGUUUUUGUAUUAUUUGACCAUGCUGUCUUCCGGAAGAAUUUCUCUUGCUAACUACAGACAGUUUUUCAGAGCUUGCAAUUCUGUUAAUAAUUUUAGACAGAUAUCAACGAUGUCAAAAGGUCAGAAGAUGAAUCUCUGCGAACAAAAUCAAUCUUCCAAUUUGAUGACAAAGACUUUGUGUAGUACGUCUGCGGUUAUGAAUCAGACUCUAUCUAACAAAAUGACCCCUCCUGAAAUCUUGUCAAAUUGGAAUGGCGGUAGCAAGCCAUCUUUUGACAUUGAUGAAAUGAAUAAGUUACUGGAUCAUGACAAUCAUGAAAUGCGAACAAAGUUUCGAGACUUCAUGAGUGAUCCUUGUAUGACUCCAAGAUACAAUAUAUCUCUUGAAGAGGAGAGAGAUGUUGCUUUACAACGAUUGCAGAGAAUUUGUGAUGCUGGUUUCAUAUCUGUCACUGACUUCUGGCAUAAUCCACUGAGAAUUUUUGCAGCUCAUGAGAUUGCAGCUAUCAUAGAUCCUGCAAUGGCAACAAAAAUGACAGUGCAGUUUAAUUUGUUUGGAGGAACUAUAGUAAUGCUUGGAACAAAACGACAUCAUGACAUGCUUAUCAAAGGUAUCGAUAGCCUUCAUGACAUUGGAUGUUUUGGACUGACAGAACUUGGUUACGGAAAUAACGCAGUGGAGAUGGAAACAACUGCAGUAUAUGACAAGGCAACGCAAGAAUUCAUAAUUAAUACACCAACAACACUAGCUCAGAAAUAUUGGAUUACUAACGGUGCUAUUCAUGCCAAACACAUUAUUGUAUUUGCACAGCUUUCUGUGGAUGGCACCCAUCAUGGAAUACAUGGCUUCUUGGUGCGAAUUCGUGACAAUGACAUGAAAGUGAUGCCAGGGGUCAUAGUUGAAGACAUGGGCCACAAGAUGGGAUUAAAUGGGGUUGAUAAUGCCAAAUUAUCCUUCGACAAAGUACGAGUUCCAAGAGAAAACUUGCUAAACAAGUAUUCGGAUGUAGCAGAGGACGGGACAUUUACUACCUCAAUUAAAAGUAAUCGUGGGAGAUUCCUCACUGUUGCUGACCAAUUGUUAUCCGGACGUAUUUGUAUUGCUUCAAUGGCAAUCGGUUGUGCAAAAGCUGGUCUUUCCAUAUCAAUGCGGUAUGCAGCUACUCGAAUGACUGUUGGUCCGCAAGGCAAAUCUGACAUGGCAAUUCUGCAGUAUCAGUUGCAACAACGAUCACUUAUGCCUUUCAUGGCUCGAACAAUCGCCAUGAAUCUUGCUCUUGAUUAUGUCAAAGAAGAAUGGGCCAAGAGACCGACUGAUAAAACCGGCCAUCUCAAUGUUGUGACUUUGUGCUGUGCUCUCAAAGCAAUCAUCGGAUGGCAUGCUGUGGAAAUGGCUGCUGUAGCAAGAGAGAGAUGCGGUGGUCAGGGCUACCUCAGUGUUAACAGAUUUGGUACAUUUAUUGGAUCGAGUCAUGCUUCCAUUACUGCGGAAGGAGACAACAGCGUUCUCAUGCAGAAAGUUGCCAAAGAGAGAUUAAACCUUUUCAAUCCUGAAAAACUUGAACCAGUUGAAGCAGAUUUGAAGAGCCCGGCUUAUCUUCAUUAUCUACUCCAACUAAGGGAGACUUCUCAGUUCUCUGAACUUGGAGUGAAAUUAAUGAAAGGAGGAAUGGACAAAAUCUUCGAUACAUGGAUGUUACAAGAGAGCGAUCUUGUGCAGAAUGCUGCAAGAUCUUAUGGAGAAAGGUUGAUUAGCGAAAGGGUGAAGUUUACAAUUGAUUCUCCAGAUACUCAUUCAUCACUCAAAACCAUCUUAUCAAAAUUAUAUCACUUAUUUUUGAUUGAUACCAUUCAACGUGAUCUUGGAUGGUUUGCGGCAAAUGAGGUCAUCACGCCUUCAAUAGCAAAGCAGGUAAAUGAAGUUGCAGCUGAAGCAUGUCGAGAUCUUGCACCUGAUGCUCUUCAUCUCUGUUCAUCAUUCAAAUUAAGUGAUGAAAUGCUUUCUGCCCCAAUCGCACAAGACUGGGUGGAAUACAAUGUGGGUGAUAAUCAGGGUGAAUUGUCAAAGCUGUAAAAAGUUUCUCAAAUUUAUUGUAUGGAGACCAACACAUUUAAUUUAUAUAUCAAGUUGGAUAUCGAUAACUGUAUUAUCUCAUAGACCCAAGAGUUUCAUAUCAAGACCAGGAUUAACCUCAGCUGAUAUACUGUAAUUACUGUUACAUCGAAUAAUUUAUUUUCAUUUUGCAUUCUCAAAAGAUUAAAAUUUGGCGUGCUAGUGGAGAUAAUCCACACCUAUUUACUUUCAGUGCCCAACCUUAGUUCCCGCCUCUAUGGGUUAUAUAUUUCCGAUAUUUUUCGAGUGUGAAUAUGGUAUAGUUUUCUAUUUGGAAUUCAGUGAAAAUGCAAUAGAUCUAGUCAAGAGUUUCACCGUUUAAUAUUUGUUUAUAUUGUUUGAUUGAUUUAAAUAUAUUAAUUUUGCCUAAUCGUG